AUGCUAUCUCGUGUGUCGCUGCACAUCAACUUGUUCACAAAAUACAACACAACACACAAUCCACUCAGACUUCCUGGCGAUGUUCUUGUGGUGUCGACUGCAAACAUCCCAUCGUGUGUGGUUGGUGGUAUCAUCUAUGGCUAUAUCGGCGCUCUCUUCGACACCAACAAACGGACCAUCGAGCGGUGGGUUUCUGCGCCACUUGGCACAACACUUCUCUUCACAACAACAACAUUCAUCCAAGACUUUCUCUUCAACGCGUCACUUGCAACACUGCCAUCCCCUCUUACCACCUCACUCCCUCACAAAUUCGCACUUCGCAGUGUAGCAGCCGCGUCUUCCGCAAUCAUCCCAAACUCGACACACAACACAAAUGUCAUUGCGUGGAACUCUCUCUUCCAAAUUGGUUCCAAUGCGGUCUUUGUCUUAAUUGACCACUUCGUACGUUUUAAUAUCAUUUCUUAA
This is a messenger RNA of Entamoeba invadens IP1, 465 nucleotides long. RefSeq lists its product as hypothetical. NCBI's taxonomy places the organism in Eukaryota, Evosea, Mastigamoebida, Endamoebidae. The record is from RefSeq and is a predicted model, not a curated record. The transcript has a single exon. Bases 1 to 465 code for a protein of 154 amino acids.